This is a messenger RNA of Erigeron canadensis, 762 nucleotides long. RefSeq lists its product as uncharacterized. The coding region runs from base 1 to 762 and encodes 253 amino acids. The transcript has a single exon. NCBI's taxonomy places the organism in Eukaryota, Viridiplantae, Streptophyta, Magnoliopsida, Asterales, Asteraceae. The record is from RefSeq and is a predicted model, not a curated record.
AUGGAAAAAAGUAUGUUUUUGAAAAUCGUCGACGACAUCGAGGCGAAUUUUCCAUAUUUUAAAGACGGGUUCGAUGCACGUGGGCGAGGUAGUUUCAAACCGCUCCAAAAAGUCGCAUCGGCGGUACGCCAACUCGCAACGGGCAAUCCGCCCGACGAGUACGAUGAGUACUUACAAAUGGCCGCGAGAACCGGCCGCGAUUCUCUUGAUCAUUUUUGUGACGCCAUCAUUAAGUUGUAUGGCCGUGAGUACUUACGUAGGCCUACCCAACACGACGUUGCUCGUAUUUUCCAAGCUCACGAAGAGCGCCACCACAUGUCGGGGAUGCUUGGUAGCAUUGAUUGUGCACAUGUCGAGUGGUUAAAUUGUCCAAGACACUUGAAAGGACAAUAUACGAGAGGCGACCAUGGCGUUCCCACUAUUAUGCUUGAGAUAACCGCUUCUCAAGACUUGUGGAUUUGGCAUGCUUAUUUUGGUGCUCCUGGUUCAAACAACGACAUCAAUGUGUUGAACCAAUCCGACUUGUAUUACACGGAGCGAAAUGGCACGGCCCCGGAUACUUCAUUCGUCGUUAAUGGUCGGCAGUACAAACAUGGUUAUUAUCUAACCGACGGCAUCUACAACAAGUGCUCGACGUUUGUUAAAGCAUACCCGUAUCCUACUGACCCGAAGGAGAAAAGAUUCAAGAAGUUACAAGAGGGGGGCGAGGAAAGAUGUGGAGCGUGCUUUUGGGGUUCUAAAAGGAAAAUGGAAGAUUCUUAG